Messenger RNA from Helobdella robusta, 708 nucleotides. RefSeq lists its product as hypothetical. Gene Ontology annotation, biological process: cilium assembly. Lineage: Eukaryota; Metazoa; Annelida; Clitellata; Rhynchobdellida; Glossiphoniidae. The coding region runs from base 1 to 708 and encodes 235 amino acids. The record is from RefSeq and is a predicted model, not a curated record. The transcript has 6 exons. Gene Ontology annotation, cellular component: ciliary basal body; ciliary transition zone.
AUGAAAUGGAAUUAUAAUUGCAGGCGAAAGCAACUGGAGGAUGUGCAGUCUAGAAUAGACCUGAUAGAGCGCACGUUUGGAAACCUCUGCUCAUGGUUUGGCAGCUACCACAGAAAUCUCGCCAAAUGUCGUGACAAAAACGACCUGAUAGCCAAAGAGUUGAACACAUAUGCCACUCUUGAAAACCUCAACAUGUCAACCAAAUCCUCUCUUGUCGAGUUUGCAAAACAUUAUUCAUCUGUGCAAGACCAUCUUGACAUCAAAAUAGACAGAUUGAGAACGAACGUCAUUCAUCCACUAUCGACCUAUGAUCAGUCAUGCAAAGCAACUAAAAAAUCAAUAAAGAAAACUUAUGGUGCUCUGAAGAAGGAGAUGCAAUUGAAGAAGCAAUUGGAUCAGUACCAGAGGCACAACAAUCAUCAUCACGUGUUAAAGAACAGCAUCAACAAUGCAGCAGCCAAUCUCUCUAAGCUCAGUCACGAACUGGAGGAACAAAUUGAAGUUUUUGAAAGGAAUAAGCUGCAGGACAUCAAGAAAAUUUUGUUGUCUCUAAUUGGAGCGGAGAUAGACUUCAACACGAAAUCCCUUCAAUUUCUGACCUGCUGCUACAACGAUCUUGAGUCAAUGAAUGAGGACGAGGAUUUUGAUGUUAAUAAUAUUUUGCAACAUUCGCCGUUAUGUUUACCUUAUUUUGAAUGGUUUGAAUGA